Messenger RNA from Stegostoma tigrinum, 2422 nucleotides. Its product is annotated as mitochondrial uncoupling protein 2-like. Bases 445 to 1365 code for a protein of 306 amino acids. The record is from RefSeq and is a predicted model, not a curated record. Gene Ontology annotation, cellular component: mitochondrial membrane. The transcript is spliced from 7 exons. Gene Ontology annotation, biological process: adaptive thermogenesis; mitochondrial transport; response to cold. Gene Ontology annotation, molecular function: oxidative phosphorylation uncoupler activity. Lineage: Eukaryota; Metazoa; Chordata; Chondrichthyes; Orectolobiformes; Stegostomatidae.
GGGCCUGUUUUCAACACUAAGGAGGCUAUAAGGAACGAGAAGCAAGCAGCAAGUCCAGUCUGGAAUGGAGAACAGCCAAGAUGAUCUCCUCAGAUUGGACCUGGUUCUGGUCCUAUUUGGGGAAGUGCGACUAAACAAGUCUUCACUCGUGAGCAAUUGAUUGCAGCUAUAGCCUCAACACUCGCUUUAAACUGAAGCAGCCUCUCACUCAAUCAACGGGAAUGCCCCUCCCCGUCAAGCUAUAUAAAUAGGCAUCGAAGCCGCCUGUUUGCAAGUUUGUGGGUAAACUGAAAGAAUACUUAAUCGGUUUGGAAUGAUCUCUUCUAAGCGUGAGGGCCACUGUCUCAUUUGUUAGUAGUCUCGGUCUGUCAGGCUUGUUUGGUGAACAGUGGAUGUGCAAGAGUGAAAAUCUUCCAGGCAUCUGUAUGAAGGCUGCCCUUGAACAUGGUUGGAUUAAAACCAACAGAUGUGCCUCCAACAAAUGGUGUAAAAGUUGUUGGUGCUGGAGCAGCAGCGUGUGUAGCUGAUCUGGUUACAUUCCCUCUUGAUACCACCAAAGUCAGAUUGCAGAUUCAAGGGGAAUCCAAGUCUAACAACAAUGUGACCUCUCCAAAGUAUAGAGGUGUCUUUGGUACCAUGGUGACAAUUGUGAAAACUGAAGGAGCAAGAAGCCUCUAUAAUGGCUUGGUGGCUGGUCUUCAACGUCAGAUGAGCUUUGCAUCGGUGCGUAUUGGGCUUUAUGAUUCUGUCAAACACUUCUACACCAAUGGAUCUGAUGCUAUUACCAUCAGUAGUCGUUUGCUCGCUGGCUGCACAACAGGAGCCAUGGCAGUCACCAUGGCACAGCCAACAGAUGUGGUGAAAGUAAGGUUUCAAGCACAAUUAAACAUAACUGGUGUGAGUAAGAGGUACAGUGGGACCAUAGACGCCUACAGAAAAAUCGCGAAGGAGGAAGGACUUCCAGGAUUGUGGAAAGGUACUGUGCCAAAUAUUAUUCGCAAUUCUGUUGUGAACUGCUCUGAGCUAGUGACAUAUGAUUUGAUCAAGGAAGGGCUGAUCAAGUAUAACUUUAUGACUGAUAACCUGCCAUGCCACUUUUGUUCUGCUUUUGGUGCUGGAUUCUGCACAACCAUUGUAGCCUCACCUGUUGAUGUAGUAAAAACAAGAUACAUGAACUCUGCUCCUGGCCAAUACAGCAGUGCCUUAAGUUGCUCCUUUAUCAUGCUGACAAAAGAGGGAUUCACAGCUUUCUAUAAAGGGUUUAUGCCCUCCUUCCUGCGUCUGGGGUCAUGGAACGUGGUAAUGUUUGUUACAUAUGAACAGUUGAAACGUGCAAUGAUGUUGGUGAAGCAGUCCUGGGAAUAAUCAUCUUGUUCCACAUUUUAUAUUGUUACAGCACAGUUUUUAAUAUUUACCAUGUUUAUAUAAAUCCAAAGGGCCAGGAUUUCUUGAUCCUUUUUUCCUGUUUUAAAGAAUGAUUGAUUCAGACUGUGGGCAUGUCGCUGGUCGAUUGCAAGGCAAGAUCUUGCUGCUUUAUUUCUUAACUUGAGGUAACUUGAAUAUAUUUUUGAAGGUGAAUAAAGAUAAUUAUUUGUCUUUUCUAUUCUGGAGUGUAGAAACUAAUGACCCCAAUACCUCUACUUCUAAUAUAAUCAGGUUUUUUCCCCCCUCCAAGUCUGAAGUGUUGUAGAGACAUAUAUUUUAAAUUCUUUUCAUGGGUUGCCAGACAGGCCAAAUGCUGACUGCAGUUUGGAGGGUGAGAUGGGGGGGUGGGGUGUCAGUAUGGAGUACUGUUCUGUAUCUGAGUCAUUCACUUCUGUAGUCAAAAAUGGAUAAAGCAUGAUUUGAGGAUCAUGUCAUCAAGCAAUGACUUUGUUCUAAGUUGAACACAAUUGCUUUUAAUUCCAGAAAAUGUUAGAUAUUGCAGAUCCUUAGCUUCUGGAAAAGCUCAACAGAUCUGGCAGCUGUUAUAGAGCUAGAGAAGGUUAAUAUUUUGAGAUCGGUAUGAUUUGAUGUUAAUGAAACCUUAAUUUCCCAGUCAUGUUGGGCUUAACAUGACCUCUUGUCUGUCUGCACAUAUACUGCCAGACCUGCUGAGUCUCUACAGUACUUUGCUAUUUCUGUGGUCUCUCUCUGGUGUGACAUGUCUAGAAAACAACUCAAAUUCUGAUCUUUGCUUCAUGUGAAAGUGAAACAUAUGCAUUGUUAACAUUACUGCAACAUAUGGCUUUUUUGAUCUGGUUAUUUAAAACCACUUCACUUCUGUAAUCUGGUAUGCUGAUCUUUGAUACAGUAAGAAAUCCAGACAAGUUUGGAUUCUAAUUUCAGGUGCCUUUAUUCUGUUUUUGUUUUAAUUAAAAUAUAAUCCUUACCCCCUUUGCAUAACAACUUGUUGAAAGCAUUUGUAUUUACAUGUCAUCUU